AUGAGCGCAACUGCCCACUAUCUCGCAGACGACUCAGGACUCCCCGCGCCCUUGAACAUUCAGGCUCUCGGCGCCAAGACCAUAUGGCCCGGUCUCGCAGGUGUUUCAGACACAAGGGUGUCAAUGUCGUUUACGCGAUUCGGAAUUGGACACUGCUCAACAUGGAACCGGUCUCUCUCUGUCGGACCAUUGGUGCCUGGGACAAGCAUCGUACUUGCUGGCCACUCUGAUUGGGUGCUGUCGGCCCACUCCGCUGCGCUGCGGGACGCACGUAGGCUUCAACUCUCUGCCGGGACCGCAAUGCUCUCGACAUCUACGGAUAUCCUUGGUUUCGCUCAGGGUCUGCGACGUCGUGCGGCCACCGUUGACUCCGAGAAGAGUACGACGUCUUCCUCACACCUAUCACGCCGAGUCAGGAUGUAUGUUGGCUCGCUUUUGCGGCCCCGCUGGCGGAUGCGCUCGCCGUCUUCAUCUUCCGUUCAUCGCCCACGUCAACCUAGGCCAGCGACCGACUUAGUUGCGGGUCCAAUCGGGUCGCGUGAAGCCGGAGCCGGUCCCCCAAUGUAUUCCAGGACACCUUCCAUAUGUGGGACUUCACCGCCCAUCGAUGCGCGUGCUAGGACAAACAAGCAGGGCGGCCGAGGCGCUGUGGCUGUGCGCGCGCGGGCGGAACAUACGAAGGUCGUCGUCGGCAUAGGCGUUCUGUGGUCGCUUGCUGCACACGAGAAGGAGCAGUGCCGGCACCCCAUGGUCCAAUCCCAUGUGCGGGAAUUGCGGGCGCAGCGGGAAAACAGUCGCGGCUCGAAAGUGAAUCUCAUCUCGGGGCCUGUCGCUCCACUCGACGAUCGAAUCCGCACAGGGCCGAUCGCAUCGUGCGGCUCGCCAUAUGGCCCGUGCGCCCGAAACGACACGGAGUUGAGUAAGGGCUGUUUGCUCGUGUGGGCGUGGGCAGCGCUGGUAAUUUCAAUAGGAUGGCGCCGCACCGUGUGGAUGAGGAGGCACGAUUCACGUCCUGUGCGCGACGUGCUACGUUUGAGGACGUUUGACAGAUCGACCUUUGUCUAUGCUGUCUAUGCUAUAGCAUCCAUGCGUCAGCGAUUUCGCACCUCUGUGCCGUUUGUUCGUCCAUUCAGGAGGUGUCUGCACUCUUCCCCCGCCUGCCAUGAGCAUAUGGCCAUCGGUGUUCAGGUGGCUCCUAAAGGGAAUUCACAGUUCAUUGCCAAUCCCUCUGAUGACCCGUCACGCAACUCGUGGAGGGCAACGGCGGAGCAGUUGUCUAUACAUCUAGAUUCUCUAUCACUUCCCUUGAAGGCCGAUGAGAUUUCGGAUCAUAGCCAAGGUGUUGUAGGCCGCAAUUACUAUGUGGCUUGGUUCAAGUCACACGGACCGUUCAGCCGCGCCGCAACGCCACAGUUCGUGCAUAGUACUUACAGUGAAAGUCCGGGAUGCGCGCAAACGAAACGGGUGGCAGUGACAGCAAAACUGAAGUUCUCCGCCAAGAACGCUGUGACGUUGGGACUCGGAAUCUGGUAUGGCAUCCGACGUGACGUUCAUGCUGCAGGAUCUGUGGCCGGCGGGCCGCCCAGUGGGAUCGUAGUACUCGCCGUACUAGUACUAUUAUUCACUCAGUUCCUGCGGGAGCCUUCGCGCUGA
Molecule: messenger RNA, 1653 nt
Organism: Fomitopsis serialis
Lineage: Eukaryota; Fungi; Basidiomycota; Agaricomycetes; Polyporales; Fomitopsidaceae
Exons: 11
Coding region: 1-1653 (550 amino acids)
Source: RefSeq, a predicted model, not a curated record